Durusdinium trenchii is the source of this 216-nucleotide messenger RNA. NCBI's taxonomy places the organism in Eukaryota, Dinophyceae, Suessiales, Symbiodiniaceae. The record is from the annotation of a GenBank genome assembly.
AUGGUCGCUGCGAAAGCUCUCAUCAUGGCUGGCUAUGAUGUGAUGACAUCGGGCCCGGGUGAUGCAGAUGCUCUUGCCAAGCACUUUCAGGUGCCUUUUACUCGAAGCCGCCUCAGUACUGGGAAACUAGUGGCCGACCCAGAAAUGCAGAAGGCGUUCGCUGUGAACGACAUGCAAGGCAUGAUGACGGCGCAAGAUCGUAUCAGGGACGAGCUU